Molecule: messenger RNA, 1182 nt
Organism: Erythranthe guttata (spotted monkey flower)
Lineage: Eukaryota; Viridiplantae; Streptophyta; Magnoliopsida; Lamiales; Phrymaceae
Source: RefSeq, a predicted model, not a curated record
AUUGAUUUGAUAUGUCUAUACCCGAAAAUCUUAUUUCUUUUCAGGUAUGUUGCCGUUGGAAACGAGCCAUUCCUCAAGACAUACGACGGUCAAUUCACGAAGACGACCUUGCCGGCGCUCCAGAACAUCCAGGCGGCAUUAAUCAAGGCCGGCUUGGGCCGCGACGUAAAGGCCACGGUCCCACUAAACGCCGACGUCUACCAAUCGGAAACCGGCCUACCCUCGGGCGGAAAAUUCCGUUCGGACAUCCAAGACCUAAUGCUCUCGAUCGUCAAAUUCAUAAGCGACAACGGGGCCCCACUAACCAUCAACAUCUACCCUUACCUCAGCCUCCACGCGGACCCCAAUUUCCCCGUCGACUUCGCCUUCUUCGACGGGGGCGCCACCCCCCUCGUCGACGGUUCCAUCACCUACACAAACGUGUUCGACGCGAAUUACGACACGCUCAUCACCGCAUUGGAGAAGAGCGGCUUCCCGUCGAUGCCGGUGGUUAUUGGCGAAAUCGGGUGGCCUACCGACGGAGAUGUCAAAGCAAACCCUAAUUUCGCCCGCCGAUUCAAUCAGGGGCUGGUGAACCGAAUCAGGCGGGGGGUCGGGACCCCCAAGCGCCCGACUUUGCCGGACGUUUACCUUUUCGGCUUGAUCGACGAGGAUAUGAAGAGCGUCGAGCCGGGGAACUUCGAGAGGCAUUGGGGGAUUUUCAAUUUCGACGGAACCGUCAAGUACCAGCUGGAUUUGGGAGGCGGAACCCUAACGGCGGCGAAGGGGGUCCGUUAUCUGGAACGGCAGUGGUGCGUGAUGAAGCCGGAUGCUGACGUGGCGGAUCCGAAUUUCGGGGGGAGCUUGAACUACGCGUGCACGUACGCCGACUGCACGAGCCUAGGGUACGGCUCGUCCUGCGCGGGGCUCGAUUUGAGGGGCAACGCUUCGUACGCGUUCAAUGCUUACUACCAGACGAUGAAUCAGCAGAAGGGCGCGUGUGAGUUCUCUAACCUGGCGGUGAUUACGAAGAUCGAUCCGGGUUUUAAGGACGGUACUUGCAGGUACGAGAUUAUGAUCUACAAUGGUGGAACGCCGGCGAAUAAUCCGGGGACUUCGUCGGCGUCGGCGGAUGUGAGUAGUUCUGGUGUUGUUUCCUGGGUAGCUAUGCUGAUGCUGGCCCUCGUUGCUUAUUUCCAUUAG